This is a messenger RNA of Dermacentor albipictus, 988 nucleotides long. Its product is annotated as E3 ubiquitin-protein ligase MARCHF2-like. The record is from RefSeq and is a predicted model, not a curated record. Gene Ontology annotation, biological process: protein ubiquitination. NCBI's taxonomy places the organism in Eukaryota, Metazoa, Arthropoda, Arachnida, Ixodida, Ixodidae. Gene Ontology annotation, molecular function: zinc ion binding; ubiquitin-protein transferase activity.
GCCAUCGCAAUCAUUAUCAAAAAUAGAAGAAGAGAAAGAAGUAACAGCGGCCGCAGUGCUUGUACCGGUUGAUUUGUUUACUGAGUCCCCGAAAAAAAAGCAAAGCGAAGCCAUGGAGAAGCCGUGCACGGAGUCCGAGCGCAGCAACAGCGUGGACGGUGGCGGCCUCGUGUGCCGCAUCUGCUACCGCGGCUGCGGCGACUUGUUCGCUCCCUGCAACUGCCGCGGCACCAUGGCGCUGACGCACAAGGAAUGCUUGGAGCGAUGGCUGCGUGAACGCGACGCCAACCAGUGCAGCGUCUGCCUGGCUCGCUACAGGGUCCGCCGUGUCCACGCGCCGCUGCGGAAGUUCUUCACCGACUCGAGCAAUCGUGGCGACGUGCUGCGCAUGGCCGUCAACCUGGUCUCGGCUGCUGGCGACAUGGUCGUGCUCGUGUUCGCGUGGAGCUACGCGGCUCGUUUCCUCGGCGGCCUCGGCUGGUUCGCGUACCUGCUUGUCGUGGCCCUGCUCGUCUUCCAAACAAUAUUUUGGAUCCUGGUUGAGUGCGCAAGGGUUUGGACUUGCUACGAACCUGUUCGUGAAUGGCGCAAGAAAGCCGUGACCGUGGACAUCAUCACAGAUGAUACGCACAGCAUAUCAGUUCCCAAGGAAGACCUGGCUGACGUUGAUAAAAGAGGGCUGUCGUUUCUCUGGAAACCUGUGGUGCCAUAUCGCCCACUACAGAACUCUUCGUCCGGCCCGCCAGUCACAGGGCAAAAGGCCGACACUGGGGUCAACACAGCUCCGCCUUCAGCACACAAAGCUUGAUCACAAGAAUGCCCACCUAAUCAGCAUCUUGCCCAGAAACCCGAGAUCGCUCCUCAACGGGCCGCUAAGGAGUAGCUCUUGCUUGUUUGCUGGCUGGGCAGAAAUGUAUAUUGUAUACCAGGCGUCAUAUUAUCUCACUGCUCGGUGCCAGUCCCCUUACAUUAAAUGUGCCAAAUUUAA